AUGGUGGCGGAGGAAACACCUGCAUCCAAGUAUAGCACUUCAGUGGUCCCGGAGUCGCCAGGAAACCCAGAGGGAAACAGCAAUAUCUCCGGCACCACUUUCCUGCCACAGGACUCGUCAUUUGAAGAUGGCGAGGCCGAUCCCAUCGUCAUGGUUGAUGAACUUUCUGAUCUUCAGUCUGCUGCCACUCGAUUGAUGGACUUGUUCGUUUCCAAUGCUUCUGAUCCAAGAGAUAUUGUGGACGCCGCAAAGCGCCUCACUAAUCCAAUGAGCACGCAAAGCAAACGUCUGAAACCAGCUACCCACAAGCUCAUCAGUGCGAUGAAGGGUUUUAGCAGACAAGUCUUCAUAGAUGUUGAGCAAAUUAAACAGCUGAUUCCUUCGGUGCAUCCCGAAGGUACUGCUUUUCCAUGGAGCCCAUCACCAAUUCUGCACAAGGCCAACUGUGCACGACUGGCUCUCGACGUGCUUCUGGCAACCAUUGGCUCCCACUCUCCUCGGCAUGCGAUCGAAAGACUGGAGAGUCAGUUUCCCGCACCAUUCCUGGAUGCUAUAGUGAAGAGAUCUCAGGUCAAGCCUAUUGGCGCUAGCACUGCUGAGAAGCAGACGUUUGAGCUCGCACUUGAAAUUCGCACACAGUACUUCAUCAAGGAGUUGGAAAGACGUCAAAAUGAAAAGGACUUUGACCCGCAGUCCAUCUUGAGGGGGGUCUUUUAUGAUGAGCUGGCGCUUGAGGACGUGGAUUCAAAGCCCGAACAGGGCUUCCUUCGGGGAUUCAAACUCGCGCAUACUUUCGAGGAUGAAAAUGGACGUCUUCCAGAUCGCUUCCAGGAAGAUGUGGUUGACCGUAUCGGCGAACUGGAGUAUGACCUGGUUGCCGAGGAUGGCUCUACUCAAAUCCAAAAUUUGAAAAGCGCGUCAUGGACGCGUUUCAUUCAGCGCACUGCACGCUUUAUUUACACCCGAGACAAAGAAAUCAAGGUCGACUUGCAGCAGCAACCAAAAAUCGACGAGGUUGAUGACUUGGUGAGGAAUGAGAUCGAGCGUCGCGGGAGCGGGACAUCUCGUGAAACUCCCGAGCCUCGCCAGUCAGUUGUUUCUGUCUCCGUUGAUCGUUCGGUGCACGAGACUCCAGCACGGCAGGCCCGCGAACCUCCACGUCAGACAUCAAGCAUCGCGUCGCGAGACCAAACAAGGGAACCUCUCGGCGAGAACAAUCUUUCUUUUCCCCCUGCAUCUCCUCAAACGCCUUUCGGCCUUUCCGGCCAAGCCAGUCGUCCUGAAAAGCCACCAUUGAAGCAUUCAGAACAACGCAAACCCAACAAAAGAUUGCGCAUGCUCGAACGCAGUAUGAAUCAGUUGAAGCGCAAGGAGACAGAACGUCAUGAGCAAGAACUGUUACACCUGGAGUCCCAACAUGCGAGCCGACUAUCUACUACAAGUGAGCGCCCAAGCUUCAACAUGUCGGCCUCGCGGACUCGCGACGAAGUCCCUCAAUCUCCUCAGCCGGACUCGUCUCAGCCGAGAUACCCACCUGCCGGAAGCAUCGCUUCUGAGGAUCAGGACUUGAACUUUCGCAAUGAAGAUGAGAGUUUCAACCUCAACACACUGGAAACCGAAGCUGAAGUGACCGCCAGUCCCGUCAUUAAGCGUACCAACCCGAGGGACCUCUACUUCGCCCGUUCGAGUCAAGCUCAGCACCAGAGCCCCCAACACCUAGGCUCCCAGCAUCAGAGGUCGUCACCACAGCUGGCUUCAGACAAGUGGAACGAGCUCGUCCGGAGCCAACCACAGCCAGCACAGCCCCGGGCGUUCAUCGAUCGACAAGCAAAUGCCACCAGAGUUUCGUGGGGUGAGAGCGUCGACGACAACCCCCCGAGCGCACAAAGGCCCCGCGAGGAAGUCGCAGCUCCCACCAGCACCAGCACACGCACACUCAAGCGACCCCGUAUUGAUUCCGACGACUCUGACUCUGAUGAGCCUUUCGUCCGUGACGAACGCAGCAUCGAUCCAGCACACCGGCGAGCACAGAAACCACACCAAACACACGUCGACAAGCGAAUGCGGAGAGAUUCAAGCAACCAUUCCCCGGCGGCGGAUCAGCUCCAACAAGCCUUGACCGCGUCCAGUCAGGCCCAGCGACCUGCUUCCACACAACCCAGCUCACCACCGCCCGCGACCCAGGAGCGUUGGCCGCAGAAAAACAGACAAGAUACCGAGAGGCCAGCCCGGCCGAAGAACAACAAUAAGCGCACCAAUAGGUUCACCGAAGAGCAGAACCAGCGGCUCAUCCAUCUGGUCGGGGAGUUCGGGACUUCCUGGUCAAAGAUCCUUCGUGAAGAUGGCCUUUGUCCAGACUCACACGGAGGCCCUAUGUUUACAGGUCGCACUCAGGUCAAUCUGAAAGACCGGGCACGGAAUAUUAGAAGAGACUACACAAAUCGGGGAGAGCCGCUUCCUAAGAACUUUGAAAAAGUGGCAAAAUGA
This is a messenger RNA of Penicillium cinerascens, 2487 nucleotides long. Its product is annotated as telomere repeat binding factor family protein. The record is from RefSeq and is a predicted model, not a curated record. Bases 1 to 2487 code for a protein of 828 amino acids. The transcript has 2 exons. Lineage: Eukaryota; Fungi; Ascomycota; Eurotiomycetes; Eurotiales; Aspergillaceae.